UGGUUAUUCAGAUCACAAAGUUGAAGCUACAGUUCCAAGAAGCUACAGUUCCAAGUUCUCACCUUCUCCCUUCCUCUGUUCCGCGACUCUCAAUCAAUUUCAUCAACGUAAACCCUAAUUUAGAUUUAGUGUUCCUCUGGUUACCUUAAAAUUAAUCCAGAAUGGAUAAUAACUUCCACAACUAUCAUCAAUGGCGUCAAGGACCAACACAGCCAAACAUGUGCCCCGUUUGCACGGCGCCGCACUUCCCUUUCUGCCAACCCUCUUCUUUCCCGCACAACCCUAACUUCCCUCCUCACUUCAAUCCGCCACGUCCUGGGUUCGACUCGUUCGUGGGACCGCCGGCUCGACCGCAAAAUCACUAUCCGCUCGGUGAUCCAAGGCCGUGGCAAGGUCACCACGGAAAUCAAUGGAGGCCGGUUUCUGAUCAUCGUGGUGCUGCUGAUUGCGACAGGGAAGCUGAUCGGAGCUAUAAGAGAGCUCGGAUUGAUGCGAUCGGAGGCGGUUCUCCUGGUUAUCAGAUCUCCUGGGAGAACGAGCGGCGGUUGAAGAUGGUAAGGGAUCAUGGUUACGGUUUAACCGCCGCGCCGUAUCCGGGAAACCUAGAUGUUUCCAGUGUUGAGAUGAAUCAUCAGUAUAGGAAUGGAGGUCAAUUUAACGGUGUAGCUCCUCCUCCGCCUCAUCAUCCGCCGCCGUACGGAGGCUAUUUCGGUGGUCCUAAUGGUCAGCCUCCGCUUCCUGCUUCGCCACCACCGCCUUUGCCUCCAUCUCAUCCUUCUUCCAUGUUUGCUACUUCGUCUGCGAUGGCCCCUCCGUCUGCAUCGUAUCCUCAGAUGCCAAACGCUUCGCCUUCUUUAGCACCAACUCAGUCUAAAGUGAUUGAUGUGUCUUAUUUGCUGAAGCCUCCUCAUCGAUCCACACGUCCUGAUCAUUUUGUAAUUAUCCUCCGAGGACUACCAGGUAGUGGGAAGAGUUAUUUAGCCAAGUUGUUGCGUGACAUCGAGGUCGAAAAUGGCGGUAGUGCUCCACGAAUCCAUUCUAUGGAUGAUUACUUCAUGACUGAAGUUGACAAGGUUGAGGAGAGUGAUUCGGCUUCUUCAAACUCUGGUAGAAGCAAGAGACCUAUUGUAAAGAAGGUCAUGGAAUACUGCUACGAACCUGAGAUGGAAGAGGCGUAUCGUUCAAGCAUGCUGAAAGCUUUUAAGAAGACUCUUGAAGAUGGGGCUUUCAGCUUUGUGAUCGUGGAUGACCGUAAUCUGCGGGUACCUGAUUUUGCUCAGUUUUGGGCAACAGCAAAGAGAUCUGGAUAUGAGGCUUACAUAUUGGAAGCAACAUACAAGGACCCAACUGGAUGCGCAGCAAGAAACGUACAUGGUAUCACACUGGAUCAAGUACAGCAGAUGGCAGAACGGUGGGAAGAAGCUCCAUCGUUGUACAUGCAACUGGAUAUCAAGUCUUUGAAGCGAUGGGAUGACCUUAAGGAGAGUGGAAUAGAGGAGGUGGACAUGGACAUGGAAGAUGACUUUGCACUGCCAGAAAGAAAAUCCGAUAACCACACCCAGUCAGAAAGAAAGGGUGCAACAGAAGUGUCUUACAUAAACGAGAGGAAAUGGGAAGAAGAACCCAGCUCCCAUACAGAAGUAAAAGAACUAAGUAAAAGUAAAUGGUCAAAUGUGGAGGAAGACGAUGAAACAGAGAAAUCUCAAAGUACAAGAAGAAACUCAAAAUCACUUUCCAAGUCAAGCCAAGAACGCUUGACGAAAGGUAAAACUGUUUGGUGGGGUGAUAAGGGAGGAGAUGCAGGGUUUUCAAUUGGUGCAAGGAAUAUGAACAUGCCUUCUUUAGUGAUAGGUCCCGGAUCAGGAUAUAACUUGAAAUCGAAUCCGCUAUCGGAAGCAGAGAGCCGUGCACUCGCUGAUGCAAUUGGAAAAGCAAAGGUAAGAGGAAUCUUCCAAGAUCAGCUAAGAGCAGAACGCGAGUCUUUCAAAGCUGUUUUUGACAAGAGACAUGGUACAUCUUACAAUUCAAAGGACGAGUAAGUGUAUGCAUAUGAUUAAAAACUAAAAUGUAUCACUAGUUAUGUACGUUCAUAUGAAUUUUUAAUGUU
Molecule: messenger RNA, 2107 nt
Organism: Brassica oleracea var. oleracea
Lineage: Eukaryota; Viridiplantae; Streptophyta; Magnoliopsida; Brassicales; Brassicaceae
Exons: 13
Coding region: 162-2039 (625 amino acids)
Biological process (GO): regulation of telomere maintenance
Cellular component (GO): nucleus
Source: RefSeq, a predicted model, not a curated record